AGUAGAGCAAGAAAUAGUAACAGAAAUAAUCCGUGUACCUGCCAAGAAACAAAAAACACGCAAAUGCCAAAUUUGUGACAAAUCCUUCCCUAAAGCCUGCGAUUUAAAAAAACACAUGGUCUCUCACAGUAACGACAGACCUUACACUUGCAUAACUUGUAAUAAUACUUUCAAACGCUCCAAAGCCCUAUCGGCUCACUUAAAAUUCCAUUCAGGCACCAAACCAUAUGUGUGCGAUAUAUGCAACCAAGCAUUUCCUCAUACAACAGCUUUAAGACACCAAAAAGUAUUCCACAAAGGAGCACGCAAAUAUAAAUGUGAGAUAUGUAACAAAGCUUUUAUUCGGGUAGGUCAUUUACAACAGCAUUUAGCAACUCAUACAGGUGAACGGAAGUUUAAAUGUGAUUUCUGUCCUAAAACAUUCACACAAUCAGGCAGUUUAUCAAAUCACAUAAAUACCCAUACAGGAUUGAGAUUGUAUGAAUGUGACAAGUGUGAUAAGACAUUUAAUAAUUCCAGUGACCUCCAUAAACACUUUGUGACCCACAACGAAGAACGACCGUUCGAAUGUGAGCUGUGCAAUAAAUUAUAUAAACGUCCUGCACAUUUAAAACAGCACAUGUUGCUACAUGCAGGUGUGAAGCCCUAUAAGUGUGAUAUUUGUGAUAGAAUGUUCAGU
Molecule: messenger RNA, 679 nt
Organism: Ctenocephalides felis (cat flea)
Lineage: Eukaryota; Metazoa; Arthropoda; Insecta; Siphonaptera; Pulicidae
Product: zinc finger protein 98-like
Exons: 1
Biological process (GO): regulation of transcription by RNA polymerase II
Cellular component (GO): nucleus
Molecular function (GO): DNA-binding transcription activator activity, RNA polymerase II-specific; RNA polymerase II cis-regulatory region sequence-specific DNA binding
Source: RefSeq, a predicted model, not a curated record